AUGACCCCACGGCGUGUGAAGCGCCGAUCUGUGAUGCAACGGGGCACAACGAGUCGCCAAAGUACCACCAGCCGACGAAGCCACUCGAACAAUCGGAACAGUGUGCGAAAUUCCCGCCGAAAAGUACACCAAAAUCCGGUCACCAAGUUGAUGAACCAACAAAGUGCCGGCACGAUGACGCUCACCAAAACAUUUCCUCAGUUUGUGCACAACAAAAAUUCGGACCUUACUGAAUCGAAUUUGAAAUCGCUCAACAACGAUUACAUCAUGGGUCAACAAACGGCUUCGAUCCUCAACAAUUUCAGUCACGGGGCGAACAACAAUCUCAACACUUUCAACCACCCACCAAGGCACAACACACAUACCCCCACUUUACCGGACGGAAGUCCCAUUGAUCCAAUAUACUACAACAUGAAUUCCUCAUCCCCUCUACUGCAACAGCAGACCUCGUGGGCAUCUUCGAACCCAGGAGGAGUCGGAGGACACUCGAAUCCAACGUACCUUCAUUCGACCUCCAAUCUCAAUCACAGUCCUGAACUUAACGAGGAAUACUACACCAACAAUCGACCACCAUCGGUUCGAUCUAGCUACUCGAACUUCCACGGCACGCGACCUCUAAGCUCGUACUCAACCACCGGAGGAAACCUCAAUAUCCCACAGGCGACCAACCCAACCGGAACUAGCGAAAACGUGUUUGCCAGCCUCACCAAUCAACAGCAGUUACAGCAGCAGCAACAUCACCAGCAUCAGCACCGCCAGCUACAAGCGGCACAACAAUCGGUUGCCCAGCAUCAUUCGGGAACCACUACCCAUGUUGAUCCCACGUCGAUACCGCAGCUUUCCAGUCGACGUUCGGUGUCCCGCGAAAGUCUUCGUGCUAUGCAGUUCCUCAACAGUGGCCCACCGGCCUACAAUCUCAACUAUCACACACCACCGGACUCGGAGACCACUAUGUAA
Uranotaenia lowii is the source of this 957-nucleotide messenger RNA. RefSeq names its product probable serine/threonine-protein kinase DDB_G0280111. The transcript has a single exon. NCBI's taxonomy places the organism in Eukaryota, Metazoa, Arthropoda, Insecta, Diptera, Culicidae. The record is from RefSeq and is a predicted model, not a curated record. The coding region runs from base 1 to 957 and encodes 318 amino acids.